Messenger RNA from Postia placenta MAD-698-R-SB12, 576 nucleotides. RefSeq lists its product as hypothetical. The transcript has 5 exons. The coding region runs from base 1 to 576 and encodes 191 amino acids. The record is from RefSeq and is a predicted model, not a curated record. Lineage: Eukaryota; Fungi; Basidiomycota; Agaricomycetes; Polyporales; Adustoporiaceae.
AUGCCUAGCACGCGGCCGGGCGCGCAUAUUGGUGCUGGGAAGACCCCGAGCAUAGCGCUGCUCGAGAUGUUCUGGCUUUUCGCGCAGGUGUCUGGGGAGGUGCAGAUAGGUUGGCAGGAAGGGGAGACGGAAGGAAGGGUGGAGUGGAGGGAGAUCGCGUUCGGAAUCAACGUCCUUGACGACAAGGCCGACGCCACCGCCAUCCUCUGCCUGAACACGUCCAGGGCGCCGGGACAGUCCGUGUCCACCACCGACCAGAGGGACCGCAUCACUACCCUCGAGAAGAUGAUAAACCUGUUCAAGGACUGGACGGCUCAGCACCGACAUUCCUUCCCGAACACCAUGCUUGGACAGGCCAAAAUACUCGUUCUUUUUCAGUUGAGCCCACAGUGUGCCCUGAUACUAUUCCCUUCAGUCGCUCACGUCAACAAUGAUGAAGUUCAUAUGGAUGCAUUUCUUUUGCGGGAGUGGCGAGGUGUUGGUGUGUGCAAGCACACGUGUGCUGCGGCACAGAGAGGAGCGGAUGACGUGCUCGAGCUCAAUACAGGUAGAGGGUAUUCUGCACAGACAACUUGA